AUGCGUCGCCUCAAUUAUCGACCAUCGUGCCAGUUCUCUGCAGCAACGCGCACACCUAGAGCGUUCUCGUCGAACCGCAGGAUACAAGAGCUCGAUGUGCUUUUCCUUCGACAGCAAGGCUCCAAAUACCCCAAAUGGCAUCUGACUGCCCCCCUGAACGCCGAUAGCAACGUAAAGCUCUCGUAUGGGGCGUCGGUCCCUGCGGCGCACCUAAUUGGGAGGAAUCUCCUUGACGUUGUGCAUGACAGCAAAGGCAACCGCGUAGUCCUACAAGAACCCACCCUCUCGAGCUACAUUGUCCACAGCGAGCGACACGCGACGCCCAUCUACCCACACGAUGCAAAUACUAUUGUUGCCUUGUUGGACUUGAACCCAUCGCGCCCCGGAGAAGACGAGGAUGGAGAAAACGCACCGCCAUUCGAGAUAUUCGAGGCCGGUACGGGCAUGGGCAGCCUGACGCUGCAUAUUGCUCGUGCCAUCCACGCCGCCAACCCGCCUCUUCCCCCGAAAUUACGUCGCGCCCUUUGCGAGGCCAGAUUCAGGCCAAAGAGUAACCCGUCCCUGACACGCGUUGAUCUCGAACCGGCCGCGGAACAAGCCCUAGACGAGUAUCGAGCGUCCCGACGAGCCAUUCUCCAUACCCUGGAUCAAAAACCAAAGCACACCCACGCCGCCUACACACUCGUGCGCAACUUUCGUCGUGCGCAGUACCUCUCUUCAGUAGACUUCCACAUUGGAAGCGUCGACGAGUACCUGUCCGGUAGACUUGUCGAAUCGCGCGGUGAACCGUUUUUGCACCGUGCCAUUCUGGACCUCCCGUCCGCACAUGAAAACGCCCAACGUGUAAUUGAGUCGCUGCUACCAAACGGGAUCCUCAUCCUCUUCAAACCUUCCAUCAGCCAAAUUGCCGAUUUCCAGAAAUGGUCCGCCGAAACGCGCCAGCCCGUCCGCCUGGAAAAGGUUCUCGAGCUGCCCGUCUCGACCACGUCCGAUGGUGUUCAUGACGCCGGCGGCGGCAGGCACUGGGACGUGAAGACCGUCGUGCCCAAGGCAUCGCAAGGCGGGGACGGGAAAGUCGUGCAGGUCAUGCGGCCCAAGGUCGGCGACCGCAUUGCCGGCGGGGGGUUUGUGGCUGUUUUGCGAAGAUGGCCUGCUGAUCGGGAACCAGUCGAGCAGGAACAAGAACGGGAAGAUGCGAAUGAAGGGGAGCUGAACGAGAGCCAAGAGAAGGAUUAA
Molecule: messenger RNA, 1236 nt
Organism: Metarhizium robertsii ARSEF 23
Lineage: Eukaryota; Fungi; Ascomycota; Sordariomycetes; Hypocreales; Clavicipitaceae
Product: tRNA (Adenine-N(1)-)-methyltransferase
Exons: 2
Coding region: 1-1236 (411 amino acids)
Biological process (GO): tRNA methylation
Cellular component (GO): tRNA (m1A) methyltransferase complex
Source: RefSeq, a predicted model, not a curated record